AGGGAGCUGGAGGGCGAGCGAGGGAGUGUAGGAGAGAAGGAUAGGGUCCCAGAAGAGAGCACACACACACACACAAGCGCACAUACAGAUUUAUUCUGGCUCCUGAUAUCCUUCCUUUUUUUGGGAUGUGGAUUAUUUUCCAAAUUGAAACUCUCAUCGACUAAAUUCAGGCAUGAUCAGGUGGCAGUGUGCUGUACCAGUGUUGAACUGUGAAAUGAACCAUGGAGGGGUGCAGGAGGCCCGUCACUAGCCGAGCCAGCAGCCCAGGGAGGCCCCGCAGCAUGCAGCUGGGCCCUCACUAGCACCAAGUGGACCUGGUCCUCUCCUCUUCACCUUGGGGCCAGGGCUGCAGAAUGCUCAGUCCUGUCACCCCUUACAGUCUGUUGAAGAUGCACUGGUCUCCGGAGCAUGCUGCCCCCUUAUCUCAGUGGCCUGAGCAGCACCUAGAUGUCACCUCUACCACCUCGCCACCGUCUGCCCAUAAACACGAGCCCUAUUCUACAGCUGGUCGCCGCAGCUUUGCCCCUGGUGGUUAUCCAUGGGCUAGUGAUGACAUAUCAGCCCUAACUGCUUCUUCUCUGCUCAAACGAUAUGCUGAGAAGUACUCAGGCUUGGAGUUGUCCUAUGAUCGCCCUGCUGCAGGGGCUUACUCUGAGCCUGGGACAUUCUUGAAAACUGAAUCUGAGCCAUGGGCUCUGGGUCAGGGCAUGGAGUGUUACCCUGGACUGGAAGCAUUGACUGGCAACAAGGUGGGCACUGCAUCUGUUGGCAUCCCGGCCACAGGAAGUGUUACAGUAGUAAGUAGUAACUUGGCCACUGAGCAGGGCUACAGUGGUGCUGGCUCCUGCAGUACCCCGUCAUCUCAGGAAUACCCUCCUGCCUACAACACCACAUACCUGUCCUCAGGAUACUGCCCUCAGCCAAGUGCAGCACUUCCCCCUGGCCCUCUGCACUCUUUGCAGGCCACACCCACUUUAGUGCCCAGCUACAGCGCUAGCAGUCCUGUAUACAACUACCCUCCAGGGUGCUACCCACAAGCUACCCUAUCCUCAGGAUACAGCCAUCCCAGUGCCUCUUACCUGCCCCCUGGGAUUAGUGCACCCACGCCUCUGGCCCCAAGGCCUACCAUGGUGGGGGGCAGUUAUAGCUACCCAUCUCACAGUCUUGGAGGAAGCUCUGAAGCUGGGGUGCCACUGAAACGCAAGGCCUUUGAGAUGGCAGAGGAAGGACAGGAGGGAGCAGAGGUGGAGGGAUCACGCUAUAGAAAGUAUAGCAAUGGCCAUGGAAAUAGUCAUAGCAAAAGUCACGGUAAUGGGAACAGCAAUGGUUUCGAUAUGAGCAGCCCUGCCACAGAUCCACAGUCCUACAAACCUGGAAAGCCCCUGAUGUCACCCCCUUAUGGUGGGGCGAGGGAUUACAGCCCACCGUCUGGCCUAGCAGGAGAGAGUGUGUCAGGGGAGCACAACUUUUCUCAGCAACAGAGAAUGCCUAUGAAGAUACCUGCAUCUCACACACGAUCUGAGGACCCGAGUGGAGGUCACUGACAACCCUGACCAGCAUCCGCGAGAAUUCUCUCACUCUUUUAAACCAAUCAGGGUCUUAUCCAAGACAAACCUAAGGGGAAAAAGAUUUGUCAAUGCAAGGUUUAAUUUUACUUCUGAGCAUCAGAGGCACUAGAGAGCUUUCUUGUGCAUUUUUAACAUGAUCAUUAUUGUUGUUUUUCCAAAGAUUCACGGGAGCAUUAUGCCCUGGAAGGUUAGGGUAAAUCUUAGGGAUGAGGUUAAGGCAUUCUGUACAGAUACAGUGUUAAAAAUGUCAAAAUGGAUGAAUGCCAAUCUCAGGAUCCUAUUUAUUUCCUUCUGGCUACUUUGGCAGACGCACUGCAACAUACUGUAGCUGGUUUGGAGGUUGGUGUAAUUAAUUGUAGCCAAUGUGUGUGUCAAAGGCCCUUGACUGCAAUAUGCAUAUCUACAAAAAUCAUUACUGACCAAAAAGUAAGUAGAGCAAUAACUGACAAUGUGCGACUGCCACUCCUCCAGAACAAUCACUGCUACUUUUCACAGCUGAUUCCUAGGCUUCGUGCAAUACUUGGCCUUUGGGAAUGAUACAUUUCCUGCUUAUCCAACAUUUUCCCUCUGCCUUAACUCUGUGCUUUAUAUUCAUUUUCCUUUACCCCCCUUGUUUCAUGUUCUCUAUCCAAUUCUAUCACGGUUUUUGCUUUUUUUUUUAUGGAUGAACAACCUUUUCGUCCAGUUUACACAUACUAAGCUGCUAAUCAAGUAACAUUUUUACACAGCAUCUUUGAAGCAACCCUUUAAAGUGUUUUGACAAAUGUUGUUUACAUAGGCUUCUGCUAUACUCCACACACAAGCAGGUAUCUUUUCUGAAGAAUUUGCAAUAGUGUUGCUGGUCAAGCCUUUGUCUUGUCUUUUCUAAUCAACGUAUUACAAGAAAUAGUGACUACACAAGUCUACAAAACAACCAAAAAGAAAGUUAAAAUGCUUUACUCUUCAUACUGAUAAUACUCACUCAGAGCAAACAAUAGGGUUGGCAAGAUUGUUGCUUCUGUUGGAUGCACAAACCAGACUGAGAAGCAAGCAGGUUGCAGUGGAGGAUUAAGUUUUAUGAAGAUAUGCUUGCUUGUCUGAUAGGUUUUACUUGUUCUUUUCUUGUUUUUUAUGCAUUCAAUUUUCAUUUGCCUCUAAAAGUGAGAUAAAUAGUUAUAGUGUUAUUGAAUACUCAGGAAGAAUAUUGUUACCUCAGAAUGAUAAAAAGAAUGUAUGUUAUUACCUUAGGGUGUUUUUAGGGAGCUUUAUGGAGCAAGAUAAAUAUGGAGCCAUGGCUUUAUUAAGAGCAAGACACACUCUGAACACUUCAGGGAAACAAAGAACUUAAAAGGCCUUCAAUACAAACAAAAGACAUACAUAAACAUGUACACAUGCAAGCAACCACACACGCACACACAUAUGAACACAUACACACACACUGCUUCUUCGCUCUGGGGACUUAAACUUGAGGUUUUUGUACUAAGGCCUGAAAUGUUGAAUGUAAUUCAGAUAUUUUUUUUAAAAGGACAAUACAUGCCAUAAUGUACAUCAAUGAUGUUUUAGAUAUAUGAAACCUAUUUUCUUCAUGUAUAGAUGUAAUUCACUUAUAGGUUUCGGUGAAGAAUGAAUGACAUGUUAAGUGUUAGAGUAGUUAGUGGGGAAACGGUUUUGUGGACAAACUGUCAAACAAAGCACUCCUGAUAUACAAUUUUUGACGUGACAUAUCAAAAUAUACACAAACUGCAGUUUUUGCUCUGUUCUAAGUUUGUUUAGUAAAUGUCUUAAUAAUCCAACUUCCAUCUUUCAUAUCAGUAUUUUGAAUCCUCCUGACCCAGUGGCACCAGUCUAUAAUCUUGAAAUGAACUCCAACAUGUAUUGGCAUCAUGAAGGAGGAAGAAGUUCAAACAAGUAUGUGCACUGUCAGAAAACAUGAAGAGCUACAACUCUAAACCUUCUACUGAGUUGUAACUUUGAGUGACUUAUAUGCCAUCCCUUCUUAGUUUUGCCAUACUGACACAUUUGAGCAAAUUAUCCCUUUGGGGAAUUAAACAAAUAAUAAUAAUAAAACUUGCCUAAAAACUUGCCCAGGGAGCACGUCCCCUUUAGUAGUCAGAUUUAGACUGAAAUGCAGCUUCAGAUUUCUGAAAUUCUAUGAUUAACAAUUUUAUUGAUGCCUCCUUAUAAAUAAAUAUAAGCACAUUCAUAUAAUUAAACAUACUCAGAAUGUUGCUGAGUAUGGAAAAAAACACCUUUAUGCUGAUGCUGAAGAGCACAUACAGAUAAUGAGUAGGAGUUAAUACAAUAAGAAUGUAUUUUUACCCCCAGACUUUUUAAGUAUGUAAGCGCUUAUCUACAACAAUUGAAUGCUCUUCAGCGUGCACAAAGAAUGUGCUCUACUUUAACCAGAUGUACUGCAAGAAAGGAAAGUGUUUGCUUUUUCUUGGUGUUACUCCGAUUCAUUAAAUUAGGUGGAGUUGAAGGUGUCCAACAGAUGGAAAAUGGCAUGUCAGUGUUAUUUCUGUACUUCAGUUGUACUUUUCUCGUUUCUUGUACAUUCUCUGUAACCAUUUCUACCUCAUUUUGACAUCGUACAUGGAAAUAUUUAUUUCAUGUCAUUUUACAUGCUGGUUUAAGGAGCAAUGUUUCUAAUUCUUGACCUGUAAUAGUCUACCUCACUAAAGGGUUGUUGUGUCAUGGAAAUGAAGAUAUCACACCAAAAACAAAACGUGCCUUGUGUUUUUGUGUUUGAA
This is a messenger RNA of Labrus bergylta (ballan wrasse), 4297 nucleotides long. RefSeq names its product fidgetin-like protein 2. NCBI's taxonomy places the organism in Eukaryota, Metazoa, Chordata, Actinopteri, Labriformes, Labridae. The record is from RefSeq and is a predicted model, not a curated record.